UCGGCUCGUUUUGCGUAUAAAAACUAAAGUUGGGCCUCGAAAUAUCACAGUUCAACAAAUUCACUCAAGCAGAACAUUUCCUCCGAGCCAGGAUCUGAGACUAGAGCGUUCAUCACUGUUAGACGAUGGCUUUCAAAUUCCUAGCUGUUUUCGCCGUAUUGGCUGUGGCCAGUGCUCAACACUACGACCCUCACUACUACCAGCCUCAGUAUCAGCCUCAGUACCAGCCUCAACCAGCCCUGAUUAAAACCGUCCAGCCAGCCAUCGUCAAGACAAUCCAACCAGCUCUAGUCAAGACUGUCAAGCACAUUGAAUACCCAGAAGCCCCUGCCGAAUAUCAGUUCCAGUACUCCGUCCACGAUGAGCACACCGGCGACAUCAAGAGCCAGCAGGAGGAGCGUCACGGAGAUGAUGUCAAGGGACAGUACACUCUGAUCGACGCCGAUGGCCACCGUCGCAUUGUAGACUACACCGCCGAUGAGCACAACGGAUUCAACGCUGUCGUCCGCCGGGAGCCUCUGGAGGGUCACAAGAUUGUCAAGACCAUUGCCCCGGUAGCCAAGAUUGUUGCUCCUAUUCCUGUGGCCAAGGUUUACGCUGCUCCAGUCGCCAAGAUCGUCGCUCCUCAACACUACAGCCUCCCAGAACCUCACUAUUCUCACUACUAGACAUCAAAUCUAGGCUUGGACCUAGAAUCAGUCAUUCGUCCUCAUUAUCGAGCAAAGAUUCGCCAUACUCCUUUUCUAUAGGAUUAUCUCACUCUCACAAAUUAGUAUAAUUGAAUGUUAUUGUAAAUAAAUAAUUGAAUUGAAAAGA
Molecule: messenger RNA, 816 nt
Organism: Armigeres subalbatus
Lineage: Eukaryota; Metazoa; Arthropoda; Insecta; Diptera; Culicidae
Product: larval cuticle protein A2B-like
Exons: 2
Coding region: 126-668 (180 amino acids)
Cellular component (GO): extracellular matrix
Source: RefSeq, a predicted model, not a curated record